UACAAAGAAAACCGAAGAAGAAAUAUCUCCAACAGUCGUGUUGUCAUAAAUGUACAUUACAGCCUAUAAUUUCUUAAUGAAUGUAUUCCGAAGCUUCUAGAAGGUCCUAGGUGGUUAGGUGUGCAGCAGACCGUCCACCUGCGGCUCCCUGAACCAUGGCGGCCUCGAGGCUACCGCGCGCGGCGCUCUCUCUGAAACAGUACCUGCAGCGGCAGAAGGUUCUGGGGCUCUACAGAAGCAUGCUGAGGACCAUCAGGCAGGUACCGGACGAGGCGGACAGGAAGUACCUGCGAGACUGGGCCCGAGACGAGUUUCAAAGAAACAAGAACGCGAACGAUCAGGACGCCAUCCGCAUGAUGAUCACCCAGGCCAGCAAGCAUCUGGAGGAGCUGCAGAAGUCUCUGGCACUGGCUCAGAGUUAGAAACAGCUGCGAGAGGACUGUUCCACACUGCAGACCAUCAGGACUUCUGUUGAACUGCAAACACAGACAGUGAUGGAGAGGCGUGCCGAGGUCUCUGAUUGGAUGAAAGCAGCCUGAAUAUUCAUGCUGGGUCUGAUAUGGUACAGUUCUGCUCAUAGUGACCCUGCAGGUCACACUAUGACUGAAUAAAUAAAUCAAACACAUCCAGUGGUAAUUAUUUUUAA
Messenger RNA from Nematolebias whitei (Rio pearlfish), 646 nucleotides. It is a transcript of the gene lyrm2, whose product is annotated as LYR motif containing 2. The coding region runs from base 156 to 422 and encodes 88 amino acids. Lineage: Eukaryota; Metazoa; Chordata; Actinopteri; Cyprinodontiformes; Rivulidae. The record is from RefSeq and is a predicted model, not a curated record. Gene Ontology annotation, cellular component: mitochondrion. The transcript is spliced from 3 exons.